AUGGUACAAAUUUUGAAAGUCCUGCUGUGGAAAACAUACUUUGUGAGGAAAAGGCGAUGGAUUGUGACUUUAUGUGAAUUGUUUAUACCAAUUAUUCUGUUUUGGUUCCUGGUUUAUUCCACUAAAACCUCGACCAUGCAAGAAGAGAAAAUCAUAUAUGAUGCAAACCCUUACAAGUACACUAAUAUAGUUAGCACUCAAUCUUAUAAACUAGCAUAUACUCCUCCUAACAAUGCUACACACCAAAUAAUAGGUGCAGUCUUAGCUAAACUUAAAAGUCAUGAUAUUCAAGUGACGUUGAUGCCCCAAGAAACUGAGGAUGGAUUGGUCCACUGGCUCAGACAUGAAUAUUUAUCAGAAAGCAACAACUGGUCUAAUCCCUAUAGCUAUACUAACCACUCGGCUGGAAUUGGCGUAAUCUUCUCCACUCUCAAUGUCUCCAGUCUCAAGUACACACUCAGAACUACAAAAGCAAGCAUGCUGACUGAGGAUAAAACUUUGCAAGGGGUACAAACAGGAAACAGCUUUUCCAUCUAUCAUUUUUCUGGAUUUUUGACGAUUCAAGCAGCCAUAGAUCAAGCUUAUCUCUUCAGCUACCACAAUGUGAAUAUACCGGACAAUAUUAUUGUUUGUUACCUUCCUUACGUUGAUUUCACUUCCAUCGAUAUGUUGACAACUCUGUUCCCCUUGGUGACAUCUCUUGCCUUCAUUUUCAUGAUGCCAUCAUUGCUCACAUGUAUCGUAGAAGAGAAAUCGUCAGGUAUAAAGGAGAUGAUGAAGAUAAUGGGUCUGAAACCUUGGGUUAACUGGCUCAACUGGUUGAUCUACAGUCUUGCGAUGGCCAUCCCUGUGUCUCUGAUAGUGACAGCGAUCCUGACCACUGAUACUGGAGCCGGGAGUCCAGUCGAUGUUGACUACUUCACCCUUUGGAUUUUGUUCCUGUUGUUUAUUCUUGCUUAUACAUCACUUAUUUUUUGCAUCAGCACGUUUUUUACUAAUGGUACGAUCGCCAUAAUUAUUGGGGUAAUAUUAUGGUACAUAGGCACCAUAUAUCUGAAUAUCAUAUUCGUCACCUCUCCAAGCAAACAUGGUUUAUUUUUAAAUACGCUUUCCUGCCUGUGGCCUUCCAUUGCCCUACAGUGGAGUAUUGAUGUAAUCAAUGAUUUCCAUAAGAGCGGACACAAGUGGACGAUGAGCAGCCUCUUUGAUAGUGGUACCAGAGGUGACAGAGUGUCUGUAGGUCUGGCAUCUACAAUGUUGGUUGUGGACGUGAUCUUAUAUAAUUUAAUUACUUGGUACAUGGAAAACAUCAAUCCUGGGCCAUAUGGUCAGACUAAGCCACCAGGCUUCAUAUUUCAGUGUUUUUCAACAAAGAACAGAUAUGAAUCUAAAUCCAUUUACAAGCAAAUAAGAUUCCAUGAAAAUUAUGAGAAACCUCCAAGUGAUACCAAGGUGGGAAUCCGCAUAGAGAACCUCAGAAAGACAUUCAACCAGGGAAAAGUAGUGGCAGUAGAGAAUGUUGACUUGGACGUCUACGAGGGUAAUAUAACUGCCUUACUGGGUCACAACGGAGCGGGCAAAACCACCACCAUGUCCAUUUUAGCAGGUUUAAUUUCUCCUACAGAAGGCAAAGUUAUAGUGGAAAACAAGAACGUUUCCUCUAAUCUUGGCUUAUGUACUCAACACAAUUUGCUUUUCUCAUAUUUCUCUGUGAUUGAACAUCUAAUUUUGUUUGGAAUGUUAAAAGGCCUUCCCAGGAAGAAAUCAGAAGAAGAAGGUUUACAGCUAUUAAAAAAUUUGAAUAUAGAAGACAAAAAAGACAUGUUGAUAUCAAAAUUAUCUGGAGGAAUGAAGAGAAAACUCUGCCUUUCCAUUGCACUCAUUGGUAAUCCUGAGGUCUUGCUACUUGACGAGCCCACCUCCGGUCUGGACCCAGAAUCCAGACGACAGGUUUGGGAUCUAUUGUUGGGUUUCAGAGGUCACAGGACUAUAAUAAUCACAACCCACUUCAUGGAAGAAGCAGAUGUGUUGGGAGACAGGAUAGCCAUCAUGGACCAUGGUCAAGUCAGGUGCUAUGGCACCUCUAUGUUCCUCAAGAAAUUGUACAAUACAGGAUAUCACCUGAGUAUAUUCAAGAUGGAGAGGGCUCCUGUUCCUCCAAUCACAUCUAUUGUGGAACAACAUGUGAACACAUCAGAGGUGAGGGUGGUGUCACAAGAACAGCUGGUCUACGUGAUCAACUUGGAUGAGUCAAAGCAAUUUCCGGUUCUAUUCGCUGCCUUGGACAGCGGCGCUGUAGGUCUUGGUUUGACUGGAAUGAGCAUCAGCUGUUCUACGUUAGAGGAUGUAUUUCUCAAGGUGGCUGAAUCUCCUGACAGAAAUGCUCUGGAAAAUGAAGUCUUGGAUAAUGAAAUGUUCGUUGGGCAACACAAGAGAGUGACUGGUUCAGAGCUAAUUUUCCAGCAGAUGAGAGCUCUACUUAUUAAAAGGUUUUUGACAAGUAAAAGAACCAGUAGGAACAAACUUAUUUUUAUGAUCAUACCAACAUUGAUGAUGGCCAUUUCAAUAUACGCAUUGAUGCUCCAGUUGAUCACAGCUGAUCAGCCUGACCUGUUGAUAAGUCUGGGCAAAUUCCCAGGUGUCCGAGUGGCAGUUUCAUCUGAUAAUCAGAUAAUCUCCAACAUUUCAAAGGCUUUAAUCACCUCUGGGAGUGCCACAUAUGAACCAGUACCCACAGGAACGGACUUUAAUAAUUAUAUGAGAAGUUUAAUUAACAACAGUUUGGUCCAGUACGAGCGACAAAUGAUUGCAGGAUUCAAGUAUAACAGUAGCCACUUCCUGGGAGAGUUCAGUUGGUACUUCACUCAUUCACCUCCCAUUGUCCUGAAUCUGGUUGCAAAUAUUCUCCUGAAACAGAAGAGUGAAACAUCUAGCAUUACAGUCUCCAACCAUCCUAUAACACUUGAGACUGAAGAAGACCUAUGUGACUUAUCCAUGGAAGCUGAGGAGUAUAUAAUUAACAUCCCACCAUAUGUGUCAUUUUUGUCUCUGGGUCUUCUCGUAUUGAUCAUAAGUUUCAUCCAUUCCCCACUGGAAGAGAGGGUUACAAGGGCAAAGCAACUGCAGCUAAUGUCGGGGGUAUCUCCCCUCCUCUAUUGGUUGUCUUACUUCCUUUUUGAUAUAGCCAUGUACCUCAUCACUGUCACGCUCAUGAUCGGCGCUGUGUAUCUCUUCCAAAAGCACAAUAUCUACUCUGCUUCUGGCAACAUAUCUACACUGGUGUUGGUCCUGGUAUUACUUGGAAUAAGCGGAACUGGAUAUGCAUACUUCUUCAGUUUUCUUUUCGAGUCUUCUACUAAAGCCGCAGUAUACUUCAUUUUUAUUAACUUGUUCACAGGAGUUAUUGCGUCAGUAAUUAUGACAUUAACAAGCCGUUUGUAUUCGAGCUACGAUAUAAUAACAUUCUUGCUCAACUUUAACCCUAUAUUUGCUGCAGUUUCUGCCCUAAUCUAUUUGUUUUCCCUCAUUUACAUUAAUGGAACUUGCUUACGGUGUGGGAAAGAUUGCCAAACUCAGGAUGCUCUUCAAUUUCUUGAGUCAGGUCGUGGUGCAAAACACCCAAAUGGCAUCUUAAACUUUCUCAUAUUCCUAAUUCUUGACACUGUUCUUUACUUUGGAUUAGUAUUUCUUAUUGAAUAUGGAAUUUUCAAGAACCUAUGGUUCUUAUUGACGAUGAAUUGGAAUAAAAUGGACACAAAAUUGGAUGUAGAUGCAGAUGUUUUGAUAGAAAAACAGAAAGUGGUGUCAAUCCAAAAUGUUCCAGAUUAUUUUCAUAAUGGGACAGUCCUUCUUGUGAACGACCUUGGGAAGAAGUACAACAGCAAGACAACAGCUGUGUACAGCGUCUCAUUCCAAGUGGGGAGGGGAGAGUGUUUCGGUCUGCUGGGAGUUAACGGUGCCGGCAAGACAACCACUUUCAAGAUGUUGACUGGAGAGUUGGUUCCUAAUAAGGGAGAUGCAAGAAUCUUGCAGUUCAUCCUAAAGAAGGAAAAAUCUAAGUUUCUAUCACAAAUCGGCUACUGCCCUCAGUUUGAUGCCAUCAACAAACUGUUGACAGGCAAGGAGAUGCUCCGAAUGUAUGCUCUGCUGCGAGGUAUUCCUUCUGCUCUCUGUGACUCUGAUGUCUGUAGAUGGACUGAUAUAAUGGGUCUGAAGGAGUAUGCUGACCGGCCGUGUGGCACAUACAGGGGGGGCAACAAACGCAAGCUGAGCACUGCAAUAGCUUUCAUAGGAGAGCCUCCAGUAGUGUUCCUGGAUGAACCCACUUCUGGAGUAGAUCCUGUGUCCAGGCGUAAACUGUGGGACGUUGUAUCCAAGUGUCAACAAGCUGGACAGGCCAUAGUCCUCACUUCUCACAGCAUGGAGGAGUGUGAGGCAUUAUGCUCUCGACUGACCAUCAUGGUGGCUGGUCAGAUGAAGUGUAUCGGCAGUACAGAGUAUCUGAAGUACAAGUUUGGACAAGGUUUCACUGUUAAAAUCAAGCUGAAUGCUCUACACCAGCAGACCCAUGCUGUAGAGGCAGUCAAACAAGAUAUGAUGUCACAGUUCAGAUACUGCUCCAUCAAAGAUGAACACUCGUGCUUGCUGCAUUACCAUGUGCCGGAUCCAACCAUCCGUCUAGCCGUUCUGUUUACAAAACUGGAGCACCUGAAGGAAAGACAUAGCAUCAUUGAAGACUACAACAUUAGUGACACCACUCUUGAAGAAGUCUUCAUGCAUUUUGCUCGAGGAGAGAAGACAAAGCAACUUCUGUAGUAAUCAAAAUUGUAGUAUACUUGUAAUUGUACUUGAAAAUAUAAUAUAUUUGCACACAAUGUA
Molecule: messenger RNA, 4878 nt
Organism: Homalodisca vitripennis (glassy-winged sharpshooter)
Lineage: Eukaryota; Metazoa; Arthropoda; Insecta; Hemiptera; Cicadellidae
Product: phospholipid-transporting ATPase ABCA1-like
Exons: 26
Coding region: 1-4815 (1604 amino acids)
Biological process (GO): transmembrane transport; lipid transport
Cellular component (GO): intracellular membrane-bounded organelle; membrane
Molecular function (GO): lipid carrier activity; ABC-type transporter activity; ATP hydrolysis activity
Source: RefSeq, a predicted model, not a curated record